AUGACCGGCCUCGACGCCGAAAAUGAUCAAAUCCUUCAAAUCUGCUGCUUCAUCACCGAUGCUCAACUCCAAAUCCUCGAGCCCAACGGAUUUGAGACCGUCAUCCACCAUCCCGACUCCACCCUCAACGCCAUGAAUCCGUGGUGUAUUGACACGCACGGUCGCACGGGCCUCACCGCCGCUGUCCGCGCCUCGACCACAAGCCCCUCCGUCGCUGCUGAAUCGCUCCUUGCCUACAUCAAGCGCUACGUACCAACCCCGCGCACUGCCUUAUUGGCUGGUAACAGUGUACAUGCUGAUAAAGCAUUCCUGGUGCGUGGCCCUUACGCUGCAAUCAUGGAACACUUGCAUUACCGGAUUCUGGAUGUUAGUACUAUUAAAGAGGCGGCGAGACGGUGGGGUAGUGAUGAGCUAUUAGCGUCUGUUCCACCAAAGCGGACGGUGCAUCUAGCGAGAGAUGAUAUUCUGGAGAGUAUCGCCGAGAUGCGCUAUUAUAAGGAGAAAUUGUUCAAUUAG
Molecule: messenger RNA, 516 nt
Organism: Penicillium pulvis
Lineage: Eukaryota; Fungi; Ascomycota; Eurotiomycetes; Eurotiales; Aspergillaceae
Product: oligoribonuclease
Exons: 1
Coding region: 1-516 (171 amino acids)
Cellular component (GO): mitochondrion
Molecular function (GO): nucleic acid binding; 3'-5'-RNA exonuclease activity
Source: RefSeq, a predicted model, not a curated record